AUGAGUAGUAUACAACAGCUUAAUGGCAAGAGAAAGCGGAAGCAAAGGCUUUUCCUGAAAGAUGUGGCGCAAUUGUUGUGGGCCUUGGGAGACCCAUCGCCGUCCAAUGAGGCCACUAUUACUGCGUUGGAUGAUAUACUUGUGGAAUGGGUAGUUGAUCUUUGUCAUAAGCUACAACGGUAUGCUAAGGCUCACGGAAGAACCCGGGUGAAGAUGGACGACGUGCCGUUCACCCUCCGGAAUGAUCCGGCCAAGUUGGCCAGGUUCCAACACUUGACAGAACAGAUUGUUAGGAUUCUGGAAGCCAGAAGGCUUUUUGACGAUGACAAGUUCAAUAAAGACAAACGACCACACGAUGAAUACGAUGAUGAGAUUGGAGAUGAAGACGAUGGUGAUGACUUGGACCAUGAGACGGAAGCUCCAAUGAAGAAAGACGGUAGAGGAAGAAAGAAGAAGCAGAAAGUUACAGGCAAUAUAAUGACUAAUAAUUGA
This is a messenger RNA of Lizanozyma spartinae, 492 nucleotides long. It is a transcript of the gene TAF19, whose product is annotated as Taf19p. Gene Ontology annotation, cellular component: transcription factor TFIID complex. The transcript has a single exon. Gene Ontology annotation, molecular function: protein heterodimerization activity. Lineage: Eukaryota; Fungi; Ascomycota; Pichiomycetes; Serinales; Debaryomycetaceae. The record is from RefSeq and is a predicted model, not a curated record. Gene Ontology annotation, biological process: RNA polymerase II preinitiation complex assembly; transcription by RNA polymerase II. The coding region runs from base 1 to 492 and encodes 163 amino acids.